CCACAGCAUGGCUGCUCCACAUCUACCAAGUUUAGCGGGAUAAUUACAAAAGCACUGGGCGAUCAAGAUGCUGUGAAAGAGAUGCAACAAGUCGAGAACAUUCAGGUUGAAAAUGGAGCCAGCAUUCACGAGCGUCAGGCUAAAGGUGGCUGUGCUGUUUCUGGUGACAAUUCAGCUGAGAACAGAGGCGAUGCAGAUAACAUCCACGGGGUCGCAGACCAUUCAGUAUGCAACAGGAACGACUGUUAAACUGGGAUGCACCUAUACUCCAGCCGCAGCAGACACAGGACCGCUGGAUAUUGAGUGGUCCAACGUCAGUCCGGACAUGACACAGAAGGACAAAGUGAUCUUAUCAUAUUCAGGUGGCCAGACCCACUACAUGGACAACAGCUUCUCCAAAAGGUUCAGUUUCACAGGGAACCCCGACCAGGGAGAUGCUUCGAUCUCUAUCACUGGUGUGACAGUCUCAGACACCGCCACAUACCAGUGCAAAGUCAAGAAGCUCCCAGGCAUCGACACGAGAAAAAUCACACUGGUGGUGUUGGUUCCCCCAUCGACGCCAAAGUGUUGGGUUGAAGGUGGUGAGGAGAAAGGAAGCACAGUCUCCCUCCGCUGCAUAUCCCGUCAGGGAUCCGCUCCCAUCAGCUACGUGUGGACGAGAGAAAACGGAGCUGCAAUGCCAUCCACUGCUACUCAAAACCAACAGAGUGGGGAGCUUCUGAUAAAGAACCAUACAGACAGCAACACUGGAACUUAUGUCUGCGAGGCAGCAAACGCUGUGGGCAAAGGGCAGUGUAAAUACGUACUGCGUGCAUACAACCCUACCAAUAAAGCAGGUGUGAUAGCCGGCGCGGUGAUAGGCGCUCUGCUGCUUCUGCUGCUCCUCCUGCUUCUCAUCUGGCUCCUCAUCUGCUGCUGCCACAAGCGUCGCUACCAGAAGGAGGUCGCGAAUGAAAUAAGGGAGGACGUGCAGGCCCCGGAGAGCAGGCCCCCCAGCAGGAACUCCAGCAUGCACUCCAGCCGGCACUCCAGCCUCCGCUCGGUGAUGGGAUACCGCACUCACCACGGCGUCAUCUACAGUUCCGUAAGGGGCAAUCUGCCUACGGUCAGCGAAUCGGGCCCAAUCUUCACAAAUGGAAGCAAUGGGUCGACCACAGGAGGGGAGAUACCCGCUCACCUCACAUAUGACCCUAAAUAUGGAUACGCCGUGUGACCACAAAC
Molecule: messenger RNA, 1221 nt
Organism: Pelmatolapia mariae (spotted tilapia)
Lineage: Eukaryota; Metazoa; Chordata; Actinopteri; Cichliformes; Cichlidae
Gene: vsig8b
Product: V-set and immunoglobulin domain containing 8b
Exons: 8
Coding region: 113-1213 (366 amino acids)
Source: RefSeq, a predicted model, not a curated record